Sciurus carolinensis (gray squirrel) is the source of this 3771-nucleotide messenger RNA. RefSeq names its product ribosomal RNA processing 1B (gene Rrp1b). Gene Ontology annotation, biological process: rRNA processing. The coding region runs from base 47 to 2209 and encodes 720 amino acids. The record is from RefSeq and is a predicted model, not a curated record. NCBI's taxonomy places the organism in Eukaryota, Metazoa, Chordata, Mammalia, Rodentia, Sciuridae. The transcript is spliced from 16 exons. Gene Ontology annotation, cellular component: preribosome, large subunit precursor; preribosome, small subunit precursor; nucleus.
GCGGCCGGGCCGCGGGCGCGCGGCUGGCGAUGCUCGGGCGGGCGCGAUGGCCCCCGCCAUGCAGCCUGCCGAGGUCCAGUUUGCUCAGCGACUGGCGUCCAGCGAGAAGGGCGUCCGCGACCGCGCGGUGAGGAAGCUGCGCCAGUACCUCAGCGUGAAGACGCAGAGCGAGACAGGAGGUUUCAGCCAAGAAGAACUCCUAAAAAUAUGGAAAGGACUCUUCUACUGCAUGUGGGUGCAGGAUGAACCCCUUCUGCAGGAGGAGCUAGCGAACACUAUUUCCCAACUCAUCCAUGUUGUUAACAGCUCAGAGGCUCAACACCUGUUCAUUCAGACCUUCUGGCAAACCAUAAAUCGAGAAUGGAAGGGAAUAGACAAGCUGCGCCUGGACAAAUACUACAUGCUGAUUCGCCUGGUCCUGAGACAGUCUUUUGAAGUUCUGAAACGGAGUGGCUGGGAGGAAAGCCAAAUCAAGGUUUUUCUAGAUGUUCUGAUGAAGGAGAUCUUGUGUCCUGAGAGCCGGUCUCCUGAUGGAGUGAAAUUCCAUUUCAUCGAUAUUUAUCUGGACGAACUAUCCAAAGUGGGAGGGAAAGAGCUUUUGGCGGAUCAGAACCUCAAGUUUAUUGACCCAUUCUGCAAAAUUGCUGCCAAGACCAAGGACCACACACUGGUACAGACUAUAGCUAGGGGUGUUUUUGAAGUCAUUGUAGAUCAGUCUCCUCUCAUACCUGAAGACACAGUGGAGGAGCAGAAAACCAAAGUGGGUGAUGGUGACCUCUCUGAAGAGGAGGCGUUUGAAAACGAGGCAGCUUGGAAAAAGGCAGUCGGCAGAAAGAAGACAGCAUUGAGCAAAUGCCACUCCAGGAGAGAGAGAGCCAGCGAUGAAAGAGGAAGAAAGGACUGUGGCACUUUGGAAGACACAGGGCUUCUUCUCCAGUUUGACUAUAAGGCUGUUGCGGACCGACUCUUGGAAAUAACCAACAAGAAAAACAUCCCUCCCUUCAACCGGAAGCGUCUCUGCAAACUAAUCAAAAAGUUCCAAGGCCUCUCUGAAGGUGGGAUCCCUCGACUCAGUUUUCCUGAGGACAUUUCUGCUGAGGAAGAUGAUCAAGCCCUCUGUCAAAGAAAACAUAAGAAAAAAAGACGAAACAAAGUCUUUCUUGCUGAGGAAGAGGACAGUGAAGGCAGCAUUCAGAAAAGAAAAAGGAAAAAAAAGAAGAGGAGCCACCCCCAGUCUGAGACUUGGGGCCUGAGGGACGCAGCCACACCCCCAGCACAGAGCGGGGGAGGGGAGCCUGCACCUGCACAGAGGCAGACCCCACAGGAGCGAGCAGCUGAACCCAGAGCAGAGGCCGAGUCCAGCACCAGGGAGAAGAGCAGCUCGGAGCGUCCCCCCUCUGUCCCCACGCACAGUAGGAGGAAGCGGCUGAAGAGAAAGAGCCUGGGGGCACAGGGAGAGAUCUGGGACCCCACAGAGCUGCCUCUGGAGGACAGGGCUCGAAGUGGCCCUGGCAGCGGCCAUCCCCAGGGACCUGCCACCCGAGGUUCCCCAACAGAUGGAGCCCAGGUCCUGAAAAGGAAGAGGAAGCUUGGAGCACUCCCUGUCAACGGCAGCGGCCAGGCCUCUCUGACCCAGUGCAGGAGGCCCCAGAAAAAGAAGGCAGAGCCCAGCAGCCUUGACCUCUAUAAUCUGUCCAGUCAGAAAACAACGAUUUUGAAGAAGAGGAAGAAGAUGAAAGAAAUGUCUAACUUGAUAGAACACAACGGAAUACUGGGAUCCAGAGUCAGGCAGAUCCAAGCUCUGGGAACCAGCAUUUCCCCUUUGAAGAAGCAGCCACUGAGGACAGAAAAGGACUUCGUGAAGUUUGACACCCUCUUCUUACCAAAACCCCUGUUCUUCAGAAGAGCCAAGAGCAGUGCUGCCACCCGCCCUGCAGAGCGAGCCAUCCAGCUGAACAGAACACCCAGCAGCACCAAAAAAGUCACCUUUGGGUUGAACAGAAACACCACUGCAGAGUUCAAGAAGACGGACAAGAGUAUCCUGGUCAGCCCCACAGGCCCCUCCCGAGUGGCCUUCAACCCUGAGCAGAAGCCCCUCCAUGGAGUGCUGAAGACCCCCACCAGCUCUCCUGCCAGCACUCCCCUGGCAACCAAGAAGCCACUGGCCACAGCUCCAAAGAGAAGGCCAACAGCUAUGGACUUCUUCUGAGAGCAGAGUCCCUUCUAAAGACUGCUUUUGUACAGAAUAGUCUAUAAAUUAUAUCUUUGAAAAUAUGGACUUUUUUAUCGUUUUAUAAAUCCCAUACGUCCUGUCAUGUGUCCUGGUCCUGGGGUGAGCCGCAGCUUGCCCAUGGCUCAUGCAGAGGCUGGGCCCUUGGUUAGGCGUUUGCUGCUUGCCUCUCCAGCUCUCAGAAUCCGCUCUGCCCUCGGGGGCUGCCUCCACAUAGGAACCACAACCACGUGUCCCUCCCUCUCCCACAGGAAGCACUCUUGGCGCCCGUGGCCAGCCUGCGUUUCUCAGAACCUUGGUGCCUGUCACCGUCCACUAUGCCAGGUUACUUUUGGUUACUUUCAUUCUCGCUGUUUCCUUUGAAAAGCAUGUGGACUUCAUUCCCAUGUCCUGUGGGCAUCUGGCAGCCUGAUAGGGAUGAUUCUCCAAACCAAGUCAGCAACACCAGGGCUCUUCUUCCUGUGAUCAGCAGAGGUGUGACCCAGCGGGUAGAGUUCUCUGCCCUCAGGGCAGCCUGCCUGGUCCACUGGCUUCCUACCUCGACAGCAAGCCCCACGUGUCUUCUAGAGAGGGCCAGCUCCUCAGCUCCCUUCCAGAACCCCAACCGCACUGAGCCCCUCUGUGAAGGUUGCAGACCCACUCUUCCCAGGACCUGUGUGACCCUGCGCCCAGAGCCCGCUGCCACCUUAGGUUGACCGUCCCUGGAGGCACAGGCAGUGUCUGGAGCCCAAGCCUCUGCAGAGGCGGGACGCAGGCCACCAGGAAGCCCUGAGCAUGUGCCUGCUCUUUGCUGCCUGCUUUUAGACAGGGCUCUGGCUUACAGGCCUCAUAAAGGUCUCCUAAGAGGGCAGUUCCAGAUCCAGCACUGGAAGGCAUUCGGUUGAGUUGCUGCAUGAUCUUCAGGAAUCCACCACGAGCCCGAGAGAUGGAGGACAGUGGCCUCUUGGAAAUGAACCUUCUGAGGCCCGGCUUUCCCCAUGGUUUAUGCACUCCUAAGUCCUGGAUGAAAGGCAGGGUGUGGGUGGGUGAGCUGCCCGCCAACCUGCUCUCUGCCCUGGGGACCUCAGAUGACCCCCUGCCCCUCUCCCCACCUGCUGCAGUAGCCCCCAUUUUUCACCACGACCCUGGCCAGUCCUCUUCGCCACUGUGGCUCCUCGACAGGAUCCCCAGCUGCUUUGGUGGGCCUGGCUGUGGCUUGGAGCAGCAGGGAGGCCCCUGGGUUCCAGAACUGGUCUGAUGUGUGUGUUCACUUUCAAAAUCAGGGUGUGACUUCGCCUGUGAAUCAGAUAGGUUGACCUCGACUGCCUGUCCCUUUGUCCUGUGUCACUUGCUGAACUAGGAGGUGCUUGGGAGUCCUCUGGAUGAUUGAGCAGCCCUGGGACAGUACACAGGUGUCCACUGCCAUGUCUGGAACGUCUGCUUCUCGGGCCUGGGCUUGGGAGGUGCUGCCCAGGAGAGUGGCUGCCUCAGGGAUGUUGAGGGCACGGCUGGGCCAGCGCCUGCCGCCUGCCCCCUGCCCCAGGCAGAGAGCCUGUUCUAGA